AUGGUUCAUAACGAGAAAGCGAAGGUUGAUAUCAAGUUUGAUGACGUUGCUGAUAUAUUGCCUGGUAAAGAAAAUAUUUGUAUUAAGGGAAAAAUUCAUGUCAUUGUUACGAAGCAGCUUAUUUAUAUGUUUGAUUCCAAGCUUGGAGAGAGCCAAAGAUACGAGAUGUCGUAUUUCUCUGUUUUCCCGCUAAGUGGUUUCUACCGUACGACCCUUUACCCAUAUAAACUUUGUUCCAAAUUAAGACAAAGAGAGUAUGUAAGGGAUGACAAGAUGACUAAAAUGGUUAUUGUUGAGUUAACUUAUCACAAUGGUAAAUGUGAAUGUGGAUUGAUUGGUGACUAUGUUGAUGAUUUGAACAAGAAAAUGGGGAAAUCUAUGACCGGCUUGCCUAUUGUUGUUGUCCAAUUUGUCAAAGUGAAAUUUUUUAGAGAUAAUCUGGAAGUUGAAUCAUUUAAGAAUGUUAUUGUUGUCCAUGGUAUUGAGAGUGAUACCAUUGUUCCAUUGAUUGGAGAACGUGUUAAACAUCCUCUUGAUGAAGAAUUUCUUCGUAUGUAUCCCAUGAAAUUUAUUGCUGAGUUGGGUAAACUCUUUGAGGAUGGUAUGUUUGUUGUGUGUGUUGAGGUUGUUGGAAUAGUAGAUGCACAUGAUUGGUUGUAUCUGGCUUGCAAAUGUCACAAACGUGUUAUUCCUGAUUCAGAUGUCUAUUUUUGCAGUGCUAAUACUACAUGGGUUGUUUACUUUGAAGUUACUGAUGGUAAAACCACAUGUGUGUUUCUUCUAUUUGAUUCUGAGAUGAGUUACAUGAUUGAGAAAUCUUGUGCUUUUUUCGUUGCUCAGUCCAAGGCAGUUGUUUCUGAUGGUUCCUAUAGGGUCAAAAAAGUUUGUAUGAAUCCUACCAUUAUUGAAGCAUUUUGUUCUGAAGGUGGAUUUUUCACUCCAUCAAAGAUUCAUGAUCCAGUAAAAAGAUAA
Trifolium pratense (red clover) is the source of this 972-nucleotide messenger RNA. RefSeq lists its product as uncharacterized. Bases 1 to 972 code for a protein of 323 amino acids. The transcript has 8 exons. NCBI's taxonomy places the organism in Eukaryota, Viridiplantae, Streptophyta, Magnoliopsida, Fabales, Fabaceae. The record is from RefSeq and is a predicted model, not a curated record.